This is a messenger RNA of Oppiella nova, 1956 nucleotides long. Lineage: Eukaryota; Metazoa; Arthropoda; Arachnida; Sarcoptiformes; Oppiidae. The record is from the annotation of a GenBank genome assembly.
AUGAAGACGGGAACUUUAACCCAGAAUCGUAUGAUUGUAUCACACAUUUGGGCCAAUAAUUCUGUAAUCAAUUCGGAAAACUUCUACAGACAUUCAGAUGGCUACAAAGCGGAUUUGGAUUCGCCGGCGUGGAGGGCACUCAUCAGAAUUGCUUGUCUUUGCAAUAAGGCUGAGUUCAGUGCAGCUCAGGCUAGCCUUCCACCUCUAAAAAGAGAAGCAAUUGGCAAUUCAACGGAUGUGGCAUUACUUAAAUAUAUGGAAAUAAUAAUCGGUUGUGUAGAGAGUUAUCGUCUAAAAUAUCCCAAAAUUUUUGAGAUUCUUUUUAAUUCUAAUGUAAGACAUUCGCUAACUAUAAACAAAUUUAGUGGAGGUUUUUGGUUAUGUAUGAAAGGAGCGCCUGAAGUGAUAUUUGACAGGUGCUCCACAAUUCUAGUUAUGGGCAAAAUUAGACCAUUUGAUCACAAAUACAAAUCAUAUUUCAAACAUAUUCUUGAAGAAUUUGGCAGUUUUGGAGAGCGUGUUAUUGCAUUUUGUGAUACAUAUCUUCCAUAUAAUGAAUAUCCAACGGAUUAUACUUUUGACUACGAAUUAGAGAAUUAUCCGACAAAAGACUUGAGAUUUGUUGGUUUAAUAUCUCUUAAUAAUCCUCCGCGAGCUUCAGUUCCCGAUUCGGUACACAAAUGUAGAAGCGCUGGAAUCAAGAUCAUAAUGAUUACCGGCGAUCACCCAAUCACUGCCAAAGCUAUCGCCACAGCUGUCGGAAUUAUCCCGGAUGACAAACAAACUAUGGAUGAAAACUAUAGAUUUGGUGUACGAGAUAUUCACGAAAACGAUGAAUUCACAUCUCCUGUAAUCACUGGAACACAGUUUCAAAGGCUAAGUGAUCAGCAUUUGAAUCAUAUAUUAAGUAGUGAUACGAAUAUAGUGUUCGCCAGAAUGACUCCCAACCAAAAUAGUGAUACGAAUAUAGUGUUCGCCAGAAUGACUCCCAACCAAAAACUGAUUAAGUGCUGCAGAAAUAAGAAAUCUGUGAACGCCGUGACUGGAGGAGACGUGUUUGAAAACGCGGACAUCCAUAUAGCGAUGGGAAUGACUGGAAGUGAUAUGAGUAAGCAGAGGGCAGAUAUCAUACUCCUUGACGAUGACUUCGCGUCGAUUGUGUCGGGAAUAGAAGAGGGAAGAGUUAUAUUUGAUAAUUUGAAGAAAUCCAUUUGCUACACAUUGUCUUCAAAAACUCCUAUUAUUUGUCCAUUUCUUUUAUACCUAUUGAUAGACAUUCCGUUGCCUUUGGGCUCAAUAACAAUAUUAUGCAUUGAUUUGAUUACUGAUAUGAUACCUGCCAUCUCUUUGGCGUAUGAAUUCCCAGAAUAUGAUAUCAUGAAAUACAAACCAAGAGAUCCUAUAAUUAAUAAGUUAGUUAAUAAAAGACUUUUAUUUCUAUCAUAUGCUCAAUUGGGAGUCUUUGAACUUUUUGGAGGACUGUUCACUUAUUUAGUAAUUAUGAAUGAGAAUGGUUUCAAUUUAAGUUAUUUGUUAGGCAUAAGAAAGCUUUGGGAUUCUAUGGCUAUCAAUGAUUUAAUGGAUUCAUAUGGUCAGGAAUGGACAUAUAAUAGGCGAAAAGCACUGGAAUAUACGUGUCAUACGGCCUUCUUUGCAGCCGUUGUCAUCACUAAAUGGUCGGCACUUAUCUGCUGUAAAACCCGAAGAAUUUCAAUAAUAAAACAAAAAAUGAAGAACGAUGUGUUGACUUUCUCGUUAUUUUUUGAGUUGGGUUUGGCUGUAUUCCUAUCCUACUGUCCCGGACUCGACAGAGGCAUCAAUUUGUAUCCAUUAAAAUUGUACUGGUGGUUCUGUUCCAUACCUUUCGCUAUUUUAAUGAUUAUUUUUGAUGAAUUAAGAAGAUUUCUAUUAAGACGGUAUCCCAACGGUUGGGUAGAAAAUGAAACAUUUUAUUAA